Osmerus eperlanus (European smelt) is the source of this 1963-nucleotide messenger RNA. Its product is annotated as myelin proteolipid protein-like. Gene Ontology annotation, molecular function: structural constituent of myelin sheath. Gene Ontology annotation, biological process: central nervous system myelination; axon development. Gene Ontology annotation, cellular component: plasma membrane; myelin sheath. Lineage: Eukaryota; Metazoa; Chordata; Actinopteri; Osmeriformes; Osmeridae. The record is from RefSeq and is a predicted model, not a curated record. Bases 324 to 1100 code for a protein of 258 amino acids. The transcript is spliced from 7 exons.
UUGACAUCACUGGCCUUUGUUCUCCUCCGAUCGUGGCAAUGACAAAGGUCAUUGUGUCUCCAGCCACAAAGAGAGGCUCUUUCUCAAGCCCCCCGAAGCCCACCCUUCACUACUCUCUCCUUGCCUGGUGACGCCUGUUGCCGGUGGUGAAAGAGGGUUGGACUACAGGGAGUAAGGGGCUGAGCUGUGAGCUUCUGGCAAGAGCCGAGGAACUUUUACGCGAAAAACCGGGGACGGAGAGAGCUGUUUUUCCAGUUACGUUUCGCAGACUGUGGUUCUCACAUCGCAGUGUUUCUCGUGGAACACAAGAUUCCAAACAACAAAUGUUUCCUGUCAAGCAGCCUUGGCUUUGCAAAGCCUUAGGUUGCUAUGAUUGCUGUGUCCGCUGCCUGGGGGCAGUGCCUUACCCGUCGCUGGUGGCGACUCUACUGUGCUUCACCGGCGUCGCACUGUUCUGUGGCUGCGGGCACGAGGCUCUGGCUCAGACCGAGGUCCUGGUCGAGACGCACUUCGCUCGCAACAUCCAAGACUACGCCGUCAUGGCCUCGUUCAUCAAGUACUUCCAGUAUGUGAUCUACGGCCUGGCCGGAUUCUUCUUCCUCUACUGCAUCCUGCUGCUGGCCGAGGGGUUUUACACCACGAGCGCCGUCAAGCAGACCUUCGGAGAGUUCCGGAGCACUAGAUGUGGCCGUUGCCUCAGCCUGACGUUCCUAGUCCUGACAUACAUCCUGGUCGUCAUCUGGCUGGCUGUGUUUGCCUUCGCGGCCAUACCUGUCUUCUUCUUCUUCAACAUGGCACAGACCUGCCAUAACAUCAACCUCUUGGCAGAGACCGCGCCGAGCAUAAACCAGCACAGCUGGAUCUGCAUGGACGCCAGGCAGUACGGUCUCCUUCCUUGGAACGCCAUGCCAGGGAAGGCAUGCGGAAUGACGCUAGCCUCGAUCUGCAAAACCAAAGAGUUCUUUGGCACCUAUGACUUUUAUAUAGCUGCAUUUGUUGGUGCCGGGGUGGCUCUCCUUGCUUUGUUCCUCUAUGUGAUAGCAACGACCUAUAACUAUGCAGUCCUGCGCUUCCUGGGAAGGAAAGGCAUGCGCUGUUAGGCUCUGUGACCCAUCCAUGUCCACUGAACCCCCCUGGCCACGAUUGGCGACCGUCACACCCGGCACCUCUGUCCUCCUCCACCCCCUGUGGCACACACCUGUCACCUGACAUCACACAAACUGCUUCCUGUCUGGGUUUUUUUUCAUUUAAGCAACUCACUGUGAGAUGUACAACUCCUGUUUGUAACACCCUUCCAGGCUCGGCACAUCUUACUCUGUCGAAGGGGAUGAUUCUCUUCAGCUUGUUGCUCAUUUUCACGUCGGGUGCGGCAUCUCUGAUUUUGAACGACUGCUUUUUUUUGUAAAGAUUUGUGAAAUUAUACUGAUAUCACUGUCGUGUUGUUCUGUCUCAGUUCACUCUCCAUGUAAUCCUGGGUCUCGCACUCAAUGUUUUUGAAUGUUGACAAAACAUGAGUGACGUGAGUGUACUAAACAAAUCUAAAACAUGACCCCCAUACCAAAGCUAACGGAUGUGUAAACUGUGCCUACAUAUUUAUACACGGAAUACCUUUCACAUGCUGCUGCCUUCUGAUUGUAUUUAAAACAUGCUUUCCCUUCACUGAAAAACAGCUGAACGUGCAGGAGUUCUGUACGAGGCUGAAGUGUAAUUUAUAAAUGGACAUCCAUCUAGUGUUAAUGUAGUCAAACCAUGGAUGAUAUAUUUUGCACACACUCUCAUAAUAUGUACAUACUCCUUGUUUGUCCUUUUUUGACUGAUCAUUGGGUAGGGAUUCAAGGAUAUUCACGGCUGCAGUGGUGCUAUUGUUACUGUAAAAUGCCAUGCUCAAUCUCCAUGCUCUUCUAGGAUGUAUUAAUGCUCAUUGCUCAUAAAAACAAAUGGGACAGAUUGCCAUAUAUCCGAA